AUGGCGGUCAGAUUGUGGUUCUGUGUUGCUUUAGUGACUCAUAUGUUGAUCGUGGUUUUAUGUAAUGAUGAACCCGACACUACAGUGACAGCUACUGAUGUUGUAACCGAGUCAACAUCGACACCAUCACUUGCAAACCCCGUCACUUCGACAAUCAUUAAAAAAGUGAAAUGUAGAAAAAUUAAAAAAUGUCCGAAGAACGAAGAGUUUUCAAUAUGUCCUCAGUCACUUCAAAGAGCUCAGUAUUGUUCCGAAAAGGGACAAUCCUGCAGACAGCUGACAGUGGACAAACAGUCUUGCAAGAGAGGGUGUGUCUGCAAGAAAGGUUAUCUCAGGGCUGACAACGGCACUUGUGUCAUGGAAGAAGAAUGUCCAACCACAUGCGGUCCCAAUGAAAUAGAGGACAACUGUCCAGCGAACUGUGAGUCCAAUUACUGCCCAACCAGCAACAGCAGCGAUAGUGUACUGUGCGCCACUCCUGAUGUAUGCCCUCCUAAAGUCUGCAAAUGCCGCUUCAACUAUCGUCGCGCCAUCAAUGGGACCUGUAUACCUACUAGAAGUUGCCCACCUUUUGACUGUAGCUCAAAACCAAAUGAAGAGUUCGUUAGCUGUCCACCACUCUGCCCAACUGAUGAUUGCAGUCAAGCUUCACCCAGUGGAGAAUGUCCCCCACUCUUUGGAAACAUAGGAAUAGUAUUACCAUGCAGUCCCAAAUGUAGAUGCAUUAAGGGAUACUGGAGACUUAAUGGAACUUGCGUGCCUUAUGGACAGUGUCCUGGAGUUUGUCCGGAAAACGAAAGAUAUUCCGAAUGCUUACAAGGUGAAUGUCGUGCUUUAAACUGUACUCAACAAGGCAAGUCAAUAGCAUGCCCAAGAAUAAGACCAGAGUUUUGCAAAAAAGGUUGUGUUUGCCAAGAGGGGUACUUGAGGAACAAAGAUGGCACUUGUGUGAAGGAAGACCAAUGUGAAGCCCCAGUUUGUCCAGCAAACGAAAUUUGGUCUACAUGUGCCCAAGCCACUUGUAGAGCAGAAAACUGUUCUCAACGAGGUAAACCUAUCGCUUGCCCAAGAGUUAAAGAAGAAUUUUGUAUCAAAAAAUGUAUUUGCGCAAAAGGCUACCUGCGAAAUGAAAAUGGAGAUUGCGUACUAGAAGACCAGUGUCCCCCUCCAACUUGCAAUGAAAACGAACAGCUGGAAAACUGCUCACAGUCUUGUAACACAGAUUAUUGCCCACGGUCAGAAAAUGAGAAAGAAGUGUGUUCAGAGUCAAAAACUUGCAUUCCUAGAUGCAAAUGCCAGUUCAACUAUCGACGUGAUGAGAAUGGAACUUGUAUUCCUAUUGAGAGUUGCCCUCCCUUCGACUGCAGUUCCCGUCCAAAUGAGAAAUACAACCCCUGUCCACCUAUCUGCCCAUCUGACGACUGUGGUCAACCUCGACUUAAGGGACGAUGUCCGUACAGAAUAGGCAUCCGUCUCAUAUGUAAUCCUAAGUGCGAAUGUUUGGAUGGGUACGGCAGAGUCAACGGUACCUGUGUGCCUUUUGAAGAAUGUCCUGACCUCUGUCCUAUAAAUGAGGAGUACUCUCCGUGCACACAAAGAACAUGUCGACCAGAAAAUUGCAAAGAUAGGAACUCCACAAUGGAGAACUGUUCUACAAUGGAAGAUGAAUUUUGUGAGCGAGGCUGUGUGUGCAAAGAAAACUAUUACAGAAAUGAUGAAGGAGAUUGCGUUCCUUCUGAGGAAUGUGAAGAUAACGAGGAUGACAAUGAGGAAGAUAAAGGGGAUAUUAAAGAAGAGCCGUCUUGUCCAACAAAUGAAGAGUUCGUUCCAUGCAUUCAAGGAGUUUGCAGACCCAUGAAAUGUGGACAAGAAGACGAAGAUGUGCCUUGCCCUGAAGUUCCUGAAGAUAAAUGUGAAAGUGGCUGUAUUUGUAAGGAACAUUAUUUGAGAGCGAAAAACGGCACUUGUGUUCCUGAGGAUACUUGUGAAGAUGAGGAGCAGACAACAGUAUCAUGUGGACCUAAUGAGCAAUUCUCAACGUGCUCUCAAGCUGUGUGUAGAGCACUGGAUUGUAAGGACAGAGGUAGACCAAUAGCUUGCCCAAUGAUCCUCGAAGGUUCUUGUAUAAAGGAAUGCAUCUGUAUAUCUGGUUACCUUCGAACUGAAAGCGGUGAAUGUGUACCUGAGGAUCAAUGUCCUGCUCCAACCUGCGUUGAGAACGAAGUACUACAAAACUGUUCCCAAUAUUGCAAUUCUGACUACUGCCCGUACUCAGCGGAUCAGCAGCAGGAAUGCUACCCAUCUUUUCCUCCAGGUUCUUGUGUACCUGAGUGUAAAUGUAGGUUUAAUUACAGAAGAAGUGACAAUGGAACAUGUAUACCGACUAGAAGUUGCCCUCCCUUCGACUGCAGUGACAGACCCAAUGAAGAGUAUAAUCCUUGCCCUCCGAUUUGUCCAUCUGACGCUUGUGGUAAACCUAGGCUCACUGGUCGCUGUCCAUUCAGCAUCAAAAUAGUCCUAAACUGCCAGCCAAAAUGCCAAUGUAAGGACGGAUACGGCAGGGUCAAUGGAACUUGCGUACCAUUUGAAGAAUGUCCUGACCUCUGCCCCACCAAUGAGGAGUACUCCCCGUGCAUACAAAGGACAUGUCGACCACAGAACUGCUCCAACCGUAACACCACCAUGGAAAACUGUUCCACAUGUGAUGAUACUAAAUGUCAGCGAGGAUGUGUCUGCAAGGAGAAUUACUACAGGAAUGACAAAGGAGUCUGUGUUCCUUCUGAACAAUGUGAGGACAAAAAAGAUAUCUGUACCGGCCCAAAUGAGCACUAUACGACGGAAUUGAGUACCUGUCCUCCUAACAUCUGCCAAUCACUAGUCGCUAGGUACAAAUGUGACUCCAUGAAGCGACCGCAGCCAGGCUGCAUUUGUGACUCCGGCUACUUAAGACGAAACUUGACAUCACCCUGUAUACCAAUAUGUGAGUGCCCAGAAAUGGCUAGCUCACCUGAUUGUAAAAAAUAA
This is a messenger RNA of Spodoptera littoralis (African cotton leafworm), 3024 nucleotides long. NCBI's taxonomy places the organism in Eukaryota, Metazoa, Arthropoda, Insecta, Lepidoptera, Noctuidae. The record is from the annotation of a GenBank genome assembly.